AUCCACCAUCUUAUUGCAAAGAAGUCAGAAAAAGAACUGAAAGCCAAAAAGAUUUGCAGAGGGGCCUAAUUCAGACCAGCCUGAGCAUAUUCUAUCAAAAAGAAGGAAUAUUUUCAACUGCUAACGUGACCGUUAGACCAAGAUGAUCGCCCGGAGAAGUCGCCGGCUAAUCAGGCGAAGCGAGCGCAAGCAUGGUGCCGCGAUUUGUUGUUGCAGCCGCCGGGAGGUUGGGUUCCGGAUGUGAAGCGAGAAUAUAUAGGAGGUAACAAAAAGUCCAAUCCAGUAAAUCAAUCUAACUUCAAAGUUCAGACUUCAGACAUAAUUGCUUCUCAUCAACUUCCCAUACGAAGAGGUGUCCAAUUGAGUCUCGACUCAGUUUUUCUCGGUUCCAGGCAGAAUCUCCGAAUUCGACUUGGUUGCCAUUUCAGUAGUUCAAGUGAAAAGUGCAAUUAGUGUAGUGGUUGGCCAUUGAUGGCAAUUCCUGUUGAAGAAGCGAUCGCUGCUCUCUCCACAUUUUCACUAGAGGAUGAGCAGCCGGAGGUGCAAGGACCAGCGGUUAUGGUGUCAGCUGAAAGAGGAGCAGCUAAUAGUCCCAUUGAGUAUAGUGAUGUUUCUGCGUAUCGCUUGUCUCUAUCAGAAGACACAAAAGCUCUCAAUCAGCUGAAUAUUCUUGUCCAAGAGGGGAAGGAGAUGGCAUCAAUACUUUAUACAUACCGAAGUUGUGUCAAAGCACUUCCACAGCUUCCUGAUUCAAUGAAACACAGUCAAGCUGAUCUGUAUCUAGAGACCUAUCAAGUUCUUGACUUGGAGAUGAGCCGCUUGCGUGAAAUUCAGCAAUGGCAAGCAUCAGCUGCUUCUAAACUAGCUGCUGAUAUGCAACGCUUUUCUAGGCCUGAGCGGCGCAUUAAUGGCCCCACAAUAACCCAUCUCUGGUCGAUGUUGAAGUUGCUUGAUGUCUUAGUGCAACUUGAUCAUCUCAAAAAUUCUAAAGCCAGUAUACCUAAUGAUUUUUCUUGGUAUAAGAGGACAUUUACGCAAGUUAGUGCUCAGUGGCAAGACACUGAUGCUCUGAGGGAGGAAUUAGAUGAUUUACAGAUUUUCUUAAGCACAAGAUGGGCUAUCUUACUGAACUUGCAUGUGGAGAUGUUCCGCGUCAACAAUGUCGAAGACAUUCUUCAAGUUCUUAUAGUCUUUGCCGUUGAAUCGUUGGAGUUGGAUUUUGCUCUUCUGUUUCCAGAGCGGCACAUUCUGCUUCGUGUUUUGCCUGUUCUUGUUGUCUUAGCAACAUCAUCAGAGAAAGAUAGUGAGUCAUUGUACAAGAGAGUGAAAAUCAACAGAUUGAUUAACAUAUUUAAGAAUGAUCCUGUCAUUCCUGCAUUCCCAGAUCUCCAUCUAUCUCCAGCUGCAAUUUUGAAAGAACUUUCAAUGUACUUCCAGAAGUUCUCUUCACAGACUCGCCUUCUCACUCUUCCAGUACCUCAUGAGCUGCCGCCUCGUGAAGUGCAAGAUUAUCAGAGACAUUAUCUAAUCAUCAAUCACAUUGUAGCUAUCCGUGCUGAACAUGAUGAUUUUACAAUUAGAUUUGCUUCAGCCAUGAACCAGCUGUUGCUGUUGAAAUCAACAGAUGGUGCUGAUGUUGAGUGGUCCAGAGAAGUUAAGGGAAACAUGUAUGAUAUGGUUGUUGAAGGUUUCCAGCUCUUAAGCAGAUGGAAUGCACGCAUUUGGGAACAAUGUGCUUGGAAAUUUUCUCGUCCAUGCAAGGAUGCACUUCCAUCGGAAUCAGAAGAAGGUUCAGCACCACAUUCUGACUAUGAGAAGGUUGUCAGGUACAAUUAUAAUGCAGAUGAAAGAAGAGCACUGGUUGAACUUGUUAGCUAUAUAAAGAGCAUUGGAUCGAUGAUGCAACGGUGUGACACAUUGGUUGCUGAUGCUUUGUGGGAGACGAUACAUGCUGAGGUCCAAGAUUUUGUUCAAAAUACAUUAGCCACAAUGCUGCGUACUACCUUCCGAAAGAAGAAAGAUCUUUCAAGGAUCCUUUCUGAUAUGCGGACUCUUUCAGCGGACUGGAUGGCAAAUACAAGCAAGCCCGAAGCUGAGUUGCAAUCUUCACAGCAUGGAUAUGAUGAAAGCAGAGGAAGCUUCUUUCAUCCAAGGCCUGUCGCACCAACUGCUGCACAGGUGCAUUGCUUGCAAUUCUUGAUAUAUGAGGUGGUGUCUGGUGGCAAUCUUCGGAAACCUGGGGGGCUUUUUGGGAAUAGCGGGUCUGAGAUUCCUGUUAAUGAUUUAAAGCAGUUGGAAACCUUCUUUUACAAACUUAGCUUUUUCCUGCAUAUAUUGGACUAUACGGCGACUGUUACUACAUUGACGGAUAUUGGUUUUCUGUGGUUUAGAGAGUUUUACCUGGAGUCUUCACAUGUUAUUCAGUUUCCAAUUGAGUGCUCUCUUCCAUGGAUGCUAGUAGAUCAUGUUCUCGAGUCCAAGAACGCAGGUCUUCUUGAAAGUGUUCUUAUGCCAUUUGACAUCUAUAACGACUCAGCUCAGCAUGCAUUGGUUGAAUUGAAGCAGAGGUUCCUCUAUGAUGAAAUUGAGGCUGAGGUUGACCAUUGUUUUGACAUAUUUGUUUCAAAGAUGUCUGAGAUUAUUUUCACAUAUUACAAGAGCCGUGCAGCAAGUGAGCUGCUUGAUCCUUCUUUCCUUUUUUCCUUGGACAAUGGAGAGAAAUAUUAUAUACAGCCUAUGAGGUUUACUGCUCUUUUUAAGAUGACUAAAGUGAAGUUACUGGGGAGGACCAUCGAUUUAAGAAGUUUAAUUGCUCAAAGGAUGAACAAAGUUUUCAGAGAAAAUCUUGAGUUUCUGUUCGACCGGUUUGAGUCCCAGGAUCUUUGUGCCAUAGUGGAGUUAGAGAAACUGUUAGAUAUCUUAAAGCAUGCCCAUGAAUUGCUUUCAAAGGAUAUUUCCAUAGAUUCAUUCAAUCUCAUGUUGAAUGAGAUGCUAGAGAAUCUCUCUCUUGUGUCAUUUUCUAGUCGACUUGCUUCUCAGAUAUGGUCAGAGAUGCAAAAUGAUUUCUUGCCAAAUUUCAUUCUUUGCAAUACCACUCAACGAUUUAUCCGAUCGUCAAAAGUUCCUCUUGCUCCUGUUCAGAAGCCAUCAAUGCCUUAUGCCAAGCCUAAUUUCUAUUGUGGUACUCAAGAUUUGAAUUCUGCACAUCAAAGUUUUGCACGUUUGCAUAGUGGAUUCUUUGGGAUACCCCAUAUGUUUUCCAUUGUUAGACUUCUUGGAUCCAGAUCAUUGCCUUGGCUUAUCCGAGCAUUAUUGGAUCACAUAUCUAAUAAGAUAGCGAUGCUUGAACCAAUGAUUACGGGGCUACAAGAAGGAUUACCGAAGUCCAUCGGGCUGCUGCAUUUUGACGGGGGUGUGACAGGUUGUAUGAGGGUCAUUAAAGAUCAACUCAAUUGGGGAUCAAAAUCUGAGCUUAAAGCAGAGAUUCUUCGUGGAAUAAAGGAGAUUGGAAGUGUUCUAUAUUGUAUGGGGCUUCUAGAUGUUGUAUUGAGAGAAAAGGAUACUACAAACUUCAUGCAAGCAGCCCCUUGGUUGGGCUUGCUCCCUGGUGCAGAUGGGCAGAUACUAUAUUCUCAAGAUAAUGGAGAUAGCCCUGUUGUCAGUCUAUUCAAAUCAGCUACUGCAGCAAUCGUGUCAAAUCCUGGAUGUCCAAGUCCAAUGUCUUUCUACACUAUGUCAAAACAGGCAGAAGCUGCAGAUCUUCUGUACAAGGCCAACCUGAAUACUGGAAGUUUGCUUGAAUAUUCCCUUGCUUUUACGAGUGCAGCUCUGGAUAAAUAUUGUGGUAAAUGGAGUGCUGCUCCCAAGACAGGGUUCAUUGACAUUACAACUUCAAAGGAUUUCUAUCGCAUAUAUAGUGGUCUUCAAAUUGGUUAUCUGGAGGACUGUACUCAUGUCGAAUCAAACAAUCAUGAAGUCCUUGGUGAUUCAGUUGCCUGGGGUGGUUGUACCAUAAUAUAUUUGCUGGGCCAACAACUGCAUUUUGAGCUUUUUGAUUUUUCAUAUCAAGUUCUUAAUGUUGCUGAAGUGGAAGCUGUAUCAAUUGCACAAACGCACAAGAAUCCACAUUUUCUCCAGGGAUGGGAAGCUCUAUUAGAGGCAAUGAAGAAAGCAAGGAGAUUGAACAAUCAUGUCUUCUCCAUGCUUAAAGCACGUUGCCCUCUUGAAGACAAGACAGCUUGUGCUAUCAAGCAAAGCGGUGCUCCUCUACAUCGGAUCAAAUUCGAGAACACAGUCUCGGCAUUUGAAACACUUCCACAGAAAAGUGCAUGAACUCUUAUGUCAUCCUUCCUGGUUGAUGGCAUUUCCCUCAUUGCAUGUAUUCCUAUACAAGAUGAUUGAUUCAUAGCUGAUCAAGUUUUCCCUGCAAAUAUAUUGGUGAUUGACCCAAAUAUAGAUAGCCACGAUGCAAAAGAGGGAGGGAAGAGAGUUGACAGAGAGAUGAAAAUGCAAUUAUCAGAGGACACUCUCAAAGUUUUUUUAGCAGACAGGCUGAAAUGGGAGAGGUAAAGAAGUUAUUAUUAGUACAAAUGAACAUUGUGUUAGCUUGAUUCUGUUUAUAGAAAUUUCAGUUAAACCUGGUUUUCUGGGUUGGAUUCUAGCCAUGAGGAUUUUGGGUUGUGUUGUCACCAACUUUAGGUCUUGAGGUUCCAAGUACUUUUUGUAUUCAAGUUGAAUUUGGCUUCUUUUCACAUGUUGAAAGAAAAGAAGUGAUUAAAACCUUAAUUACCCUGUAACAUCUACGUUAUCCUGUCACCUAUAAAUGCCAAUUACCAAAUUGAGUGUGUGUGAAA
Messenger RNA from Carica papaya (papaya), 4853 nucleotides. The record is from RefSeq and is a predicted model, not a curated record. Lineage: Eukaryota; Viridiplantae; Streptophyta; Magnoliopsida; Brassicales; Caricaceae.